CACACCCCCCUAUCUCCUCUGCCCUGCCCCGCCCUGCCAUAUAUGCCUAUUAUCUCCAGAUUUACCAACGGAACUUUCCCCUUUUAUCUACUCCAUCCUGUGACCUGCUCUUCGCCUCUCUCUCUUUGGUAACCCUCUCUGUUUCCUUCCAAUUUUGCUCCCAACAGAGCUUCCUUAAUUGGGUAACUUCCUUUACUAGAUAUUUCUCAUUCCCUCUGCUCCAAAUCUAAAAUUAUUUCAUAAUCAUUUCUAGGUUUUUCUAGGGUUUUGCAACUCACCCUGUUUGCACCUGAAAAAGAGCUUAUUCACUGUAGAUAUGCUGUUUGGUUUACUUUUAGUUGUGGGUCUUUUGAAUAUAAUUAUUGUUCUUUUUUUAUAAUAUAGAUAUUUUCUUUGCUUUGCUACGGUUCAAAGCUUCUAGGGAGUUCCUUUCUACUUCAUUCUCAAAGUUUUUGGCCUUUUCUUCCUAUUUUUAAGUCCAAGAACUUUUUAUUCCUGUACUUUCAGGGUUUAGGGUUUUGUGCUCUCUGUUGCGUGUAUCUGCUAAUACCCACAUAAAGCCUCAACCUUUAAGCUUUCUCUUCGGUUUGAUACUAAACUCUUCCAAUUCUGCAAAACAGAGUCAUCUUCCAAAUUCCAGUUUUUUUUUCUUGGGUUUGUAAUUUUAGAUCUGUUUUUGAAAUGGUUUGUCUUCAAAAUUGAAAAUUGCCAAUCCAAUUUUGAGUUCUGUUAUCGGAAAUGUCUUCGUUCAUAAUCGGCGGAGGCCGGACCUAUUCUCUGGACCUGGAUAUUGUAAAAUCGCCGUCCACUUCAAGCAGAACCUCGCAAACAUCUUCGCCUUCUUCAACCCUCUCAGAAUCCAGCAAUUCUCCCCUCGCAAUCUCCACCCGAAAACCGCGAACCCCUCGAAAACGUCCUAAUCAGACCUACAACGAAGCUGCCGCUCUCCUCUCCACUGCCUACCCCAAUGUAUUUCCCACUAAAAUCCUCACUAAACCACAUAAAUUCACCAGCCCUCACGACAAUUUCUUCGAUGAAUCGUCCGAAUUGUUACUGCCUUUCCGCGUAAUUAGCGAUGACGGCUCCGGUUUCUUGCUCCCCAAUCAUCAGCCAACCCAAGAGAAACCCAAUUUCCUGAUCGAACCCAGUAAGGUUGUGAAUUCCUGCAGUGGAGAAGUCGAUUCAUGUGUAAGCUCGGCCAAUUUCUGCUCUGAAUUCAACGAAGAUUUCGAUGCAGAAUCAAUUCUGGAUGAAGAAAUUGAGGAGGGAAUCGAUAGCAUCAUGGGGAAUCUCAGCGUUGACAACGAAAAAGUGGAUGCAUCCAGCGGUGCCGCCUGGCAUGGAAAUCCGAUCGGAUUGGGAUUUGGCGGGAAAUUCGAAUUUCCGUUGAGGGGAGUUAGAGCUUGGAGACAUUCCGAUGAGGUUAACUGGUGGAACUUCCCCACCGUCGACGUGCGUCAAAUCUCCCCCAAAAUUACCAACAACGGCAAGGUUGAGAAGAAGAAGAAGAAAAGGGUAGUUGACAUAAAAGAUCCGGAAUUGCCCAAAGAAAACCCGAUUCAGAAUCCGAAGCCAAACGCCGGGUUGAAUUUGAAAUUGAAUUACAAUGAGGUGUUGAAUGCUUGGUCGGACCGCGGCUGCCCCUUCACCGAUGACGCCGACGCACCGGGGAGCGAUGUCUCUGCCAGGUUAGCCCAGAUCGAUUUGUUUAGUGACGGUGGAGGAGGAGGAGGAGGGGUGAGAGAGGCUAGCGUGUUGCGCUACAAGGAAAAACGGCGUACCCGCCUUUUCUCUAAGAAGAUCAGGUAUCAAGUCAGAAAAGUCAACGCUGAUCGACGGCCCAGAAUGAAGGUAACCCCACCAUCAACUUGUUUUUACUUUCGUCUCAUUGUUUCAUGAUUCGUUCAACUAAGUCCUUUAAAAUAAUUCAAUCUUUCGAUUUUGUCCUUGGAAUUUUUUCAGUUUUCCCUUUGUGAGCGAUGAAUGUAUGAUGGAAAGUAACACCAUAAAGUAGUUAGUUGGUCACAUUUUUCUCGAACUAUUAUUAAUAUUUUGACCAUAUUUAUUAUUAAUAAAAAUACUUUUUUACCUGAUCUUUCGGGUUAAGUGGCUUUCGACUACUUUGAAGGUACAAUCCCCCUUCUUUCUGGUGGGUUCAAAAUUUUGAAUCCCACCUAUGAAACUUUGUUCAAAAAAUAAAAAAUAAAAAAAAAUAAAAAUACCUUUUUUAUAUGGUAGGUAAUACAGAUGGCAAGGGGAUUGUAUACUCUGUGAUCAGGUCCCCGUGGGUGCCCUACCCUUUAGUUAUGUUUAGAUAUGAUAGUGGGAUGGGUACAAAUAACAUAAUUAGAUACUUAAUCGGGUUUGGGUAGUAGCCUGUGGAUAUGCUAUCAUGCACACGAGGGUUAUUUCUGUUGUAUAGUUUUAUUAAUAGCAAAAAUGACAGCAUAUUAAUGAAGAAAAUACUCAAGUUUGUGUGACAAAAAUGAACACAACUGAUGGUUUUGGUAGGUAAUGUUGCAGGGGCGAUUUGUGAGGAGGCCAAAUUCUAGUGGAAGUGAUGAGAGCUGAAGACAUGCAAGGAGCAGGUUUUGAGCCCUUGCUUUAGAAUUUUUUUUUUUUUUCUCUUUGUUUUUAUUGGAACUACACUAGAAGCUGGGAGAUGAAGAGAAAAAGGCUAGCAAGGUUCUGUUAGAGAAACCCAUUCUGUAACAUUUUGUAAUUUAUUAUUAUUAUUUUUUUACGUUGAAUUAGAAGAUGCCUUAGAAACUGAUUAGCAGCACUUGCUUGCAUACAAACAAAUGAAGGCUUUCUUUUAUACAAUUGUUUACACAAUCGAAUUCCCAUAAUUU
Rubroshorea leprosula is the source of this 2852-nucleotide messenger RNA. The record is from the annotation of a GenBank genome assembly. NCBI's taxonomy places the organism in Eukaryota, Viridiplantae, Streptophyta, Magnoliopsida, Malvales, Dipterocarpaceae.